AUGAGCACGAUACUCCACGGCGGCCACGGCGACUUCGGGGCCUGCACCACCCGCCAUGGCGACAAAGCCGCGACGACGCACACCGAGACGAUAGCAGCGAGCCACGCCGCCGCACCGGGAGCCGCCCUCAGCCUGUUCGAGUCCAUCAUCACCUCGUACCCGCCCGUCCUGGAGUCGCUCCUCGCCCAGAUCUCCACCGUCACCCUCCUCGAACUCUACCACACAUCACGGCACUUGCGCCACUUCCUGCAGCAGUACCCCCUCGCAUGGAAGACGCUCUCCUUCCGCCUGCCCCAGCCCGCCGUCGCAGUGGGCUCGCCCGGCAACGAGACGCCUGAGAACCGGGAACGCCAGUCCAAGGCCUACUCGCUGAACGCCCUCCUCAUACAGACCAUAUUGCCAAACGGGUCACGAUUGACCAGCCUGGACCUCUGCAACACGGCCGUGGCUGGCGUCUCGCUCAUUGGCGACGUAGUUGGCCCGCGCAAGGACACCCUCCAGCAUCUGUCGGUACGCGGCUGCAAGAACGUCUCCAUCAAGUACCACAUCGUGCCCUUCCUCGAGCCAUACACGCUGAAGGACGCGCCCUGGAUAAAGAAGGAUCUCGCUCUGAAGAGCCUAUACACCUACCGCUGUCGACACCACCGCCGGCGGCCCUAUCUGCCCUCCUCCCUCAUCCGGCGAGACUCCGAUUCCGACCCUACCCACCAGCUCAUCGAGAUAUGCCAUCAGUUGGGGAUAUGGACAGAUACAGCGUGGUGUCCGACACCGGGCGGCAGGUGCAACCGGAGGAAGGACUACCACGCCGGAAGAGCAGGACCCCAGAACAUGGAAGUCUGGGUACCCUUUGACCGGUUAUGGCGAUCGAGCAACCGCAUUGGCCCGGUAGAAGGCACGACAAAGCUGGGCGAACACGAUGGCAGACUGUGGGAGAUUGCCGAGACAGGAGAAGAUGGCGAGCCACUCGGUCCCGAAGACGGGAACUCCGCCGGAGAAGGCAAACAUGUCCCGGUGCACGAGCGGAGGAGCCACACUGCCUUUGUUGAAGAGGUCAAAUGCGCCCAAUGCAACGAUCCCAUCCUGGAGCGAUGCGAGUCGUGCAGUGUCCGCAUGCACUGCAUGGGCUGCAGGAAGACGCUCUGCGCGAGCUGCGCCUUCAACAGGCCGAUACCGAGGAAACGGGUCAAGACACGGCACUUUGCAAACCUGGCUUUUGGCAACAGCAGCACAUUGGGCGGCACACUCGGUCACGCGUCAGGGUCUUCUGGACCACUGGAAGACCGGAGUCAAGAGGAAAAGGCCGACCAGAACCGCUUCUGGUGGGCCCCAGGCGCGAGCCGAUCACCAAACCUCAUGAACGAGGGUGCACAGGAUGAUGACGACUCUGAUUCUGAAGACGGGAACAACGGUAUGCCUGUACCACCUGCGAACCGCGAGCCUCCAAAAUUGAACAUGCAUUGGUGCUGUCUUGAGCCCAUCUUCUCUGGUGGCGGCGGCAUUGCUGUCCUGGGUACUGGACUGGGUGGCCGAGGAGCGGAUAAGAUACGCGCAGCGCCUUUACCUCGCACGAAGGAGUAUGAGGAUCCGGACUUCAGCAACACACUUCGACCCGUGGACUACGUCCGGGAGUUGAAGAACAACGGCCUGUACGAAUAUGUGCUUGGGGAAGACGUUGAUAUCCUGUCGUACUUGAAGCAGGACUCGCUUGACCUGCAACAACAAACAUGUCCGAGAGGGCUAUGUAAUGACUGCUAUCGAAGCUUCCGGUGGAAAGUGUCAUGUCGGGCUUGCAAGAACCCCAUAUGCAAGGAGCAUGACUUCAGGGCGCUCAAGGUCCGCAAGUGUGGCUACCGGGACCUACAUACCGAGCGAGACCAUGUGCGGUCGCAUAACGAGCCGCCACAACGCCUUGUCAUACCCGAGUUCAAUCCAAACCGGGCCAGUACACCGGAUCCUGAACGCACACCCACAGCAUCGUCAUCGCAUCUAGACUUCUACUCCACAGGUGACAAUGAGUCUGAAUCGUCCGAGACACCCAUGUCUCAAUCGCAGAUCAUGGUUGCUCCCCAACACUCGUCAAUCGACAUGUCAACCACAACGUCCUUCAAUUCUAUUUCAAAUCCCGAGCCUUUCCAACUUGCCACCUCGCUGUCGUUUGUUCCCAUCAGCUCUGGGCCAAUUCUCAAGGAGUGCUCGGAGUGUGCGGUUCUUGUUUGCGAUCAAUGCGCGUCAUCAAAUCCAACUUGCACGUGCACAUUCUGCACUGUCAACUACCACUGCCCGACAUGCACACACAAACCCAACGUCCGUGCCAAAUGCCGGCUGGAGGCAGAGAUCAAACAAAAGAAAGAGGAACAACUUCGUGCCAUCGCCAAGCAGAGGAAAGACAAGGAAGAGCGCGGGCAAGCAGAUGAGCUGGCUGGACAGAUGUUCGAGUUCUUCACAACAGUCUAUGAUGAGAGCACUGUCAACCCGACCAUGGAUGGCCCCUCAUCAUAUACACAUGAGCUGCCUAUCCCGAGCCCGGACUCUAUCACUGUGACAACGGAAUUUGGUGUCAUGGAAGAACCCGCAAACUUGACUACCAUCAGUGCGUCUGGGCCUUCGCCGUAUCACGCUGCCUACGACCAUUCCGACGAUGAAGAGAAUAACGUCGAGAUGACCGAAGACGUGAACGAGGAGGUUGAAGCACUUCAACAAGGGCUAGCGCAGAUGCACCUUACUCCUGUGCCAGGAAUGAGUGCCCACAUAUUGCAUCUACCGGUAGACGUUGAGGCUGAACACGUCCAGCAUGACAACGAGGUGGAACAGUCCGAGGAAGUCAACGACACCGGCGCGGAGGCGGAUAUAGAUACCGACGAGCUCGACGCAGGUGCCGAAAGCACCUUUGUCGAUGAGAGCGGCGAUGAUACUCUAGGCGGCGGUAUUCUCACGCCGACAACCACACUCACAGCAUGA
Messenger RNA from Alternaria triticimaculans, 2958 nucleotides. RefSeq lists its product as uncharacterized. NCBI's taxonomy places the organism in Eukaryota, Fungi, Ascomycota, Dothideomycetes, Pleosporales, Pleosporaceae. The transcript is spliced from 3 exons. Bases 1 to 2958 code for a protein of 985 amino acids. The record is from RefSeq and is a predicted model, not a curated record.